CCACCUCAUUCUCCCCCCCCCCAUCCUAGGAUCCAAUGAUAGCUGGACAAGUCAGUAAGCCCUUGCUGUCACUGCGGAGUGAAAUGAAUGCAGAGUUGAGAGGUGAGGACAAGGCAGCUACUUCAGACAACGAGCUGAAUGAGCCCUUACUUGCGCCUGUGGAAUCAAAUGACAGCGAGGACGCUCCCAGCAAGCUCUUCGGGGCCAGAGGAAAUCCAGUGCUGUCUGAUACAAGCACAGCUGAUCAGCAUCAGCCCAGUCAGUCCCACCCAGCAUUCCCUGUUGUGCCCCAGCCAUUACUGACAGCUCAACAGUUAGCCUCAGCGGUAGCGGGGGUGAUGCCAGGAGGCACUCCAGCCCUAAAUCAACCUAUCCUUAUUCCCUUCAACAUGGCUGGACAACUGGGUGGUCAACAAGGACUGGUCCUAACUCUGCCUACAGCUAAUCUCACCAACAUCCAAGGGCUGGUAGCAGCAGCUGCAGCAGGAGGCAUUAUGACUUUGCCAUUGCAAAAUCUACAAGGCUACUGCUUAUCUGGCAUCUUACCUCUAGCCUGAAGUAUCAUGUCCCUUAAAAAUGGCAUAGAAGAGAUUCAAAUGAGCCCCAGCAUUCAGGAACCCAG
Chelonoidis abingdonii (Abingdon island giant tortoise) is the source of this 622-nucleotide messenger RNA. NCBI's taxonomy places the organism in Eukaryota, Metazoa, Chordata, Testudines, Testudinidae. The record is from RefSeq and is a predicted model, not a curated record.